This is a messenger RNA of Trematomus bernacchii (emerald rockcod), 3579 nucleotides long. RefSeq names its product hyperpolarization activated cyclic nucleotide-gated potassium channel 2b (gene hcn2b). The record is from RefSeq and is a predicted model, not a curated record. Gene Ontology annotation, biological process: potassium ion transport; transmembrane transport. The coding region runs from base 1 to 3141 and encodes 1046 amino acids. The transcript is spliced from 8 exons. Lineage: Eukaryota; Metazoa; Chordata; Actinopteri; Perciformes; Nototheniidae. Gene Ontology annotation, cellular component: membrane. Gene Ontology annotation, molecular function: voltage-gated potassium channel activity.
AUGGACGAGGCGGAGGACGGCGAGGAGGAGCCCAAAUUCCAGCAGCCCAGACCGCCUCAGGUAUACAGUUUGGAUCAUGGGAGCUGUGGAGGAACCAAGAUGAAGAAAUUUACGCCAGGAGGCGGAGCCGCGUCCAUUGCGCGUAAAAACUCCAACAACAAUGAGCAGUGGCUCCUGCAAGAGGACGAGGACUCCGGACCUGUCGGUGCCAGUGGCAACACCACCUCUGCGCUGCUGUGCCGGAGGGAUGCUGAUGCAGGGGGCGCGCUCCUAGAGGCAGGCGUGACAGGAGAAGGAGCCUUCGUUAUGAUAUGCAACAAAAACGGAGACUGUAGAAGGGACCCGGCCAGUUCAGGGAGCCUCUCCUCUCUCAUCUCCCGGCAGGAGAGGAAAACAGAUGGAGUAGUGUCAGCUGAAGACGGGAAGGGACAGUUUGCAAGUAUGGACGGCUCCAUCACUUCAGUGGGGUCCCUGACACAGGGGCCGGUCGCCGAGGUCAAGACCGGAGCAGCGAUGGAGAAGAAGGACUCCAGAGUUUCCUUCUCCAACGCCGCAACUAAAGGACAGACUCCGAGUCAGCAGUCGAGAAAUUCAGUCACAUUUUCCAAAGCUGAGGAUGGCUCUCAGAUAGUUCCGGAUGAUGGAGACCUCAGGGGGAAUCAGACUUACAUGCAGCGGCAGUUUAGCUCCAUGCUUCAGCCCGGAGUUAACAAAUUCUCCCUGCGCAUGUUUGGCAGCCAGAAGGCAGUGGAGAAGGAGCAAGAGCGCGUAAAGUCAGCGGGUAAUUGGAUUAUCCAUCCAUACAGCGACUUCAGGUUCUACUGGGACUUCACCAUGCUGUUGUUCAUGGUGGGAAACCUGAUCAUCAUCCCCGUGGGUAUCACCUUCUUCAAAGACGAGACCACGGCUCCCUGGAUCAUCUUCAACGUGGUUUCUGACACCUUCUUCCUCAUCGACCUGGUGCUGAAUUUCAGGACCGGCAUCGUGUUCGAGGACAACACCGAGAUCAUCCUCGACCCCAACAAGAUCAAGAAGAAGUAUCUGAAGAGCUGGUUUGUGGUGGACUUUGUCUCGUCCAUACCUGUGGAUUAUAUCUUCCUCAUCGUGGAGAGAGGGAUGGACUCGGAGGUGUACAAGACGGCCCGGGCGCUGCGCAUUGUCCGCUUCACCAAAAUCCUCAGUCUGCUGCGACUGCUGAGGCUGUCCAGGCUCAUCCGUUACAUCCACCAAUGGGAGGAGAUCUUCCACAUGACCUAUGACCUGGCCAGUGCUGUGAUGCGGAUUUUCAACCUGAUUGGUAUGAUGCUGCUGCUGUGUCACUGGGAUGGCUGUCUCCAGUUCCUCGUCCCCAUGCUGCAGGACUUCCCGUCAGACUGCUGGGUCUCCCUCAACAAGAUGGUGAAUGACACUUGGACCGAGCUCUACUCCUUCGCCCUCUUUAAGGCCAUGAGCCACAUGCUGUGUAUUGGAUAUGGAAGACAAGCCCCGGAGAGCAUGUCUGACAUCUGGCUGACCAUGCUCAGUAUGAUCGUGGGAGCCACCUGCUACGCCAUGUUCAUCGGCCACGCAACCGCACUCAUCCAGUCUCUGGACUCCUCCAGACGGCAAUACCAGGAAAAGUACAAACAAGUGGAGCAGUACAUGUCGUUCCACAAGCUACCAGCAGACUUCCGACAGAAAAUCCAUGACUACUACGAGCACAGAUACCAGGGCAAGAUGUUUGACGAAGAGAGCAUCCUGGAGGAGCUAAAUGAGCCUCUGCGCCAGGAAAUCGUCAACUUUAACUGCCGUAAGCUGGUGGCUUCCAUGCCGCUGUUUGCCAAUGCUGAUCCCAACUUUGUGACAGCCAUGCUGACCAAGCUGAGGUUUGAGGUCUUCCAGCCUUUGGACUACAUCAUCAGAGAGGGCACCAUCGGCAAGAAGAUGUACUUCAUCCAGCACGGCGUGGUCAGCGUCCUCACCAAGGGGAGCAUCGGCAUGAAGCUGAUGGACGGAUCCUACUUUGGAGAGAUCUGUCUGCUGACCCGUGGCAGACGGACGGCCAGCGUGCGAGCGGACACCUACUGCCGCCUGUACUCGCUCUCUGUGGACAACUUCAACGAGGUGCUGGAGGAGUAUCCCAUGAUGAGGAGGGCCUUUGAGACGGUUGCCAUUGACAGAUUGGACAGGAUAGGCAAGAAGAAUUCAAUCCUGAUGCACAAAGUUCAGCAUGACCUGAACUCAGGGGUCUUCAACAACCGCGAGAACGAGAUGAUCCAGGAGAUAGUUAAAUAUGACCGGGAGAUGGUUCAGCAGGUUGACGUUCCACGGCCGCGGGCCAUGUCCAUGACGCCUCCUCUUCACGGCGGCAUCUUUGAUUCUCCGAGCUCCUCCUCGCGUCCUCAGAAUUCAGCGAUCGCCACUCUGCAGCAGGCCGUAGCCAUGAACUUUUGUGCCCCUGUGCAAGGUAACUCGAUGGGAGGGGGGACCCUGCAGUCGCCCAGGAUGGUGAGGAGAUUCCAGGUGCUGGAGAGUGUGCCCAGCCCAGUUUCAGCCUCUCCCCUGCAGUCUCAGUUCCUCCCCGCUGGUGCCUUCGCCCCCGCCCUGGCCAGCCCCUCGGUCCAGAGCCCGCUGGCACUCGGAAGACGAUCUUUCCAGUUCGGCUCCAGCAUGGCCGGCCCCCCCUCGGGCUCCCAGCUCUCUCUGACCCAGCAGCACAUGACCAGCCCCGCACACCGGCCCAGCUCACACGAGAGUACUCAUUCCCUGCAAAUGGGCGUUUUAAACCAAGACGCCAGGGCACUGUCAGCCUCUCAGCCCUCACUGCCUCACGAGGGGGCGCAACAAGGUGCCCCAAGCCCCCCCCAGUCCACAAGAGUCUCCUCCACUUCUAUUGGCCCCCCUCAGAUAACAUCGGGUCACACAGGGGUACGUAGCGCUAUACCACAUAGGGUGGUGCUGCCCCACCAGAUGUCUGUGGGGGCUUUCCCUGCAGUAUCCCUGCCUGGGUCUGCGCAGGGUUUUGGGGCCGGUGCAGGGCUGGCAGUAGGGGGUGCGGUAACAGGUCUGGGGGACUCGGGGUUACCCAAGAAGGACCCUAUCGGGAGCCUUCCUGAGACAGACCACAUCAAUGUCAGAUCCAGGCUUUCCUCAAACUUGUGAUCUUAAUUCAACUCUUCUAGUGGAGUGACUCUAAUGAGGGGCUGGACUGCAGGAGCACGGGGGGGGUUUCUGCUCUCUCUCCCACAAUCUGCUCAAGUUUGACUAUCCGAAUGUAUGAAUGAUAAGUGAGUGGAAGCAGGGAGAAUCCAUUUGGAGACUGUUCUAACUCAUUGAGUUGUUUCUACUCACAGACUGUAUAGUUGCACAGUAACGUAGCAUCCUCCCUUCUCCAACGUCUGUAUUUACUGUGUUUCACAACAUAGUCAACAACAUACUGUAUCCUCUUUAUUAUCCUUUCAUCCACGUCAUGUAAUGCAAACUUGUGGUCGGGUGGAUCGGACUAAAAGAAAUCAGGGACCUGCUUCAGAUAUCAGAAGUUGGAUGCUACUGUAUCUACUAUAUUAUGUGGGCUGGCUGUAGAAGACGAUCAUCUCACAA